UGGUUAUGCCCUGGGUCACGAAAUGUAAAACUUAUUAAUUUUUCACUUAUAAUUUCUGAUAAAAAUAGACCAGAACAACUCGCCUAGUUCAAAUAUUAGCCCAUAAUUACUUUAUCAUUCCAUAUGUACCAAAAAUGAAUAUUCUGUGAUAUAACCGUUAGGUAUCGAUCAAUCGAAAUUUUCUGUGGUUGUUGAUUUAAUUUUUGAAUGGGACGAUAUUUGAAUUAGAAUCAAGUAUCAUUAUUGUAAGAUAUUGAAUUAUUGAAGGACUUCAAAUAUUUAAUUAUGAACUAUAUCGAUAAGGAAGUCGAAGAUGAUAUAACAAACAUUUUAGAAGAAUUACAAAACAUUAGAUGUUUAUCUGGAUCAACACUCCAAAAACAACUUCGUUUCAAAGCUGGUAGAUUAAUUGAUAAAUCACAGGAUGAGUUAACAAUGAUACUUCAUUUGGUUGAGUCUCAUAUGCCUGGACUUAAAAUAAGAGCUGAAAUUGAAUGCGAUUCAAAUAUAUAUGAAGGAAAAGAGGAUAAUUGUAUUAUGCAAAAAGAUUAUUUGAAAUCAUUCUCAUCAGAUAUUUUGCUCCAAAAAAUAGCAGAAUUGCCAAAAGAAUGGAUGCUUAUUCAAAUGACACCUCAAUUUUCUUGCAAUGAAAUAUUAGCAAUUAAUUCAGAUGAACUUACAUUAAAUGGUGUUCAUCUAACAGUUUUUAAUUGUGGUCAGAAGGAUGCAGUGCCAUAUUGCAUUACUUUACCAAAGGGUAAUGCAUUCUCUAUUAGAGGAGACAUGAAAAGACUGAAAGCCAAUUUGAAAGAAAUUUAUUCAUUUCCUCAUAAAAAAGUUACAGAGAAUAUGAGUUUGAAAAGUAAAAAAAUGUACCAUAGGAGAAGACUAGAAAUGGAGGAUGUAUUGGAGUGUUUAGUAAAGGAAAUUGAAGAUUCCUGGCUUGGUGCUUGGAAAUGUUUAUUCAUAGGAAAGUUUGUUGAUGAAUCUGUAGAAGCUAAAAUACUGAAAUUAGUGAAGAAAUUUUUGGAUGAAAAUUCACUUCAAUCCUCUACAAAGAAAAUACAAAAUAUACUUUUUCAAGCAGCAAAAGCUCUUAUUAUUUCUGACUCUGAUGAAUCUACCAUAGAUAAAUAUAAUGCUACCAUUUUAGAGUAUUGUUUUCCUGAUAAAAAUCUCAUUGAUUCUUGGAAAGUAUUUUGGAACCAAUAUUCGAACAAAUUACCUAAAAUAGAAAGACAACCAGUUGUUCUUAUUGUAGAUGAGGCCUUAGAUUCUUUUCCUUGGGAAAUGAUUUCUACAUUAGAUGGACAACCAUCAUCAAGAAUAUCUUCUUUGCAUUUACUUUAUGCUCUUUAUAAAGCUCAUAAAGAUACUAUUGUGGAUGGUUACAAAAUAAUAUCUGACCCCUGCAAUGGUAAAUUCAUUUUGAAUCCAGGAUUAGAUCUACAACUUAUGGAGAAAAGACUUAAUAAUUUUUUUAAAUACUGGUUGCCGGAAUGGAAUGGUAUAGUAGGUGAAACACCUACCUCUAAGGAAUUUAUUGAAGCACUCACAUCUGCAGGAAUUUUCUGUUAUAGUGGUCAUGGAUCUGGAGCUCAGUAUUGUUCUUUAGAGAAAAUUCAGAAAGAAAAAAUAGACUCUGUUGUUCUUCUUUUUGGAUGUGGUAGUACUCAGUUAGUUGAACAAGGCCCAUCAAUAGAAAUGUAUGGUACCAGUCAAUUAUACUCAUUAGCUGGAUGUCCUUGUUUGAUUGGUAUGUUAUGGGUUGUAACUGAUAUAGACACUGAUGUCUUAACUACAAACCUUUUAAGUAUGUGGAUACCAAAUGCACAUAAAACACCUUGGCAACUAAUUGAUGAAAAAGAAUGGAUAGAUAAAGGCACUGUUACCACCAACGAAAAAGGGUCAUUGAAUGAAAUACAGAAUGAACCGGAUCUACUCAAAGCAUUAUGUUUAGCAAAAAACAAAAUGAAACAUAACUGUAAUAAAGCAGCUGUUAUAGCAAGAGGAAUACCAGUGAAGCUCAAAGUAAAAAAUCCUUAAAUUGUAAAUAAUUGUUAAAUGGAGAAAUAAGUUUUAUUCUGUAAUAAAUGAUAUAUUGAUCUUUCAAAAUUUACGAUACAUUGAUUAUUUAAAGAA
Harmonia axyridis is the source of this 2142-nucleotide messenger RNA. RefSeq names its product separin (gene Sse). The transcript is spliced from 9 exons. The record is from RefSeq and is a predicted model, not a curated record. Gene Ontology annotation, molecular function: cysteine-type endopeptidase activity. Gene Ontology annotation, biological process: meiotic chromosome separation; proteolysis. Lineage: Eukaryota; Metazoa; Arthropoda; Insecta; Coleoptera; Coccinellidae. Gene Ontology annotation, cellular component: centrosome; nucleus; cytoplasm. The coding region runs from base 286 to 2046 and encodes 586 amino acids.